AUGAAUGCGUUCUUCCUCGCCUCGACGGCCUUCCAGCCCGGUUCGCGUGCGCCCGCCGCGCCGGUGCUGCGGCACGCGUCGCCGCUCGCCGUCUUUCGCACGCCCGGCAGCACUGACCAGGCCGUCGCCGACCAGCAGCGCCGCGCCGAGGCGGCGGGGCUGACGCCGAAAGAGUACGAGGAGGCGACGCGGCGCGCGGCGAAGGAGUACCUCGACGCCUCCGGCGCGCACGCCAUGCCCGCCGACGGCUCGGCCGCCGCGCAGCGCGCCUCCUUCCUGCCGCAGCUCUGGGGUGUCGACUCGAUCCCGGCUGUGCCCGCCGAGGCGGCGGCCGACGAGGCGCGCGUGCUGGCGACCUUUUACGAGAUCGGCGGCCCGCUGACCAGCGUGCUCUCCACAUCGGUGGCCAAGCAGCUGCCGAUGAUCCCGCACGUCGGCAUCCGGGUGCACGGCGUGGAGUACUUUUACUCGGACCACAUCGAGUGCAGGACGGUGACCAUCGACCUCGGCCCGUCGCUGCUCGGCAAGGACGAGGUCGAGGGCCUCGUCGGCAGCCUCGAGGCCACGUGGGACGCCGACGCGUACCACGUCUUCGACAAGAACUGCGUCCAUUUCUCCGACGCGCUCGCCGCGCGCGUGAGCGAGGGCGGGCUGCCGCAGCCGCUGGUGCAGGGCGUGCUCGACGUCUCGGAGCGCAUGCUCGACUCGCUGCCGGAGUGGCGGCGCGCGCUCGGCCGCCGCGUGAUGAACGAGGUGACGCGGCUUGUGGUGGUCUCGUGGGGCAAGGCGAGCAAGGAGAAGAAGGAGCGGGUCGCCGACGACUUGGGCGUCGAGCGCGGGGCGUGAGGACCGGGCUAGAGCGCCGCCUUGCCCUUGGCCCACAGCGGGCGGGCGGGGGGCCGGGGGCGCCUUGUCCGCGGGUUUUUUGGUGGAUCGCGUGCGGAGUGCGAGUGGCAGUGGCGUCGUGCACUGCUGUGGGGCUAGUCCUCCCCCCGGUGUGACGUGUGUGUCGCCAUUUAUUUUGGGUUUUGCCC
This is a messenger RNA of Emiliania huxleyi CCMP1516, 1034 nucleotides long. RefSeq lists its product as hypothetical. Lineage: Eukaryota; Haptophyta; Isochrysidales; Noelaerhabdaceae. Gene Ontology annotation, biological process: protein modification by small protein removal. Gene Ontology annotation, molecular function: peptidase activity. The coding region runs from base 1 to 846 and encodes 281 amino acids. The record is from RefSeq and is a predicted model, not a curated record. The transcript is spliced from 4 exons.